Musa acuminata AAA Group (dessert banana) is the source of this 741-nucleotide messenger RNA. RefSeq lists its product as uncharacterized. Gene Ontology annotation, biological process: shoot system development; root development. Bases 1 to 741 code for a protein of 246 amino acids. The transcript has 2 exons. NCBI's taxonomy places the organism in Eukaryota, Viridiplantae, Streptophyta, Magnoliopsida, Zingiberales, Musaceae. The record is from RefSeq and is a predicted model, not a curated record.
AUGGCCAGUUCUACUACAGCAGCAGAGACUUCCUUUCAUGUUCGUUCAGUCAGUCUGCCAUCCCAAGUUCAACCAACAACGCUAUGGAUCGUAGGAGAGCUGCAAAAACUCAAUACUUUUGUAGAAUCAUCAGUUUCGACAGUGCCCUCCAUGACAAGGGAGAUGAUUUCCAAUGGAUUGAGGCAGCUUGCUAAUAUGCAUGAUGGCAUUGAGGAUCUUCUUCGCCUGCCAAGCAUCCAACAAGGCCUAUUCUACUCUGACCAGAGGAAAUGGUUGAAGGAGGAUGUGGAGGAAUUAAUGAGGUUACUGGACCUCUGUGGUACCAUGAAGGAUGCAACCACCACAUUGAAAGAGUAUGUUCACGAUCUUCGGUUUGCACUUGGAAGAAGAGGUGACUACUCUACUGGACAAAGGGUGCAGGAUUACGCAAAAACUAGCAGGUGGUCUUUUGCCUCAAAGACCAUGAGAGUGGCUUGCAAGGAGGAUUUAUGUGAAAUGUGGGAUGUAGAUGUCUCACUGCGUGCAGCUCUUAAAGAUGCAGAUGCUGAGAAGAUAAUGAUGGUGCAGAAUCAGCUAAAGACAAUUGAGAUCAGUUUUGGAGAUGUUGAGAAUGGUUUAGGAUGCUUGUUUCGGAGACUAAUCCAAAACCGGGUAUCACUUCUUAACAUUCUCAGCCCCUUGAUGCUCAUCAAUCACUCUGCACCUCAGACACCUCAUUGGCAUCCGCAUUUCAAAGGAUAA